Molecule: messenger RNA, 1132 nt
Organism: Owenia fusiformis
Lineage: Eukaryota; Metazoa; Annelida; Polychaeta; Sabellida; Oweniidae
Source: the annotation of a GenBank genome assembly
AUGAGAAAGAGUGGAGUCAUUGAAGAAGCUGUUGGAAAAAUUAGGGCUAAAAUUGUAGUUGUACUGAGUGAUGGAGUUUCGUUUGAUACUAAAACCAAUAUGGAUGCAACAUUAGCAGAGACAAAAGCAGAAAUAAAAAGAUUACAGAGUCAGGGUGUUACAUUUGCAACAUACAACCUAUAUGAAUAUAUUAGAACGGCAAAUGAUGAUAGAAGUCUUCAAUUAGAAUAUAACCUUUACAAACCAAUACUUCAGAUGGAUCACAAUAAUGAUUUUAGGGACCAAUUUGUUAAAGCUUUAUUUGAUUUAGACGGUUUUAUUUGUGAAGAUAAAGUCACUGAUCCACCACCCACCGAAGCACCGAUAGUGUGUGGUGUUCCUAAAUUGGACGUUGUCUACGUCAUCGAUCGAUCAAAAUCAAUUGCUGAAACAGAUAUAAACAAGGUUAAAGAUUUCUUGGUAGAACUAAGCCGUAAGAUUCUGCAAACCUCUCCAGAAUCCUGGAUAGGAGCGCUUUCUUACAACCACAUUGUCCCUAUUCCUGAAAUGUUUCUUCAGGGCCCUGGCCUAAAGAGAGAUGAGAACACUAUAAUAAAAGGACUAAAAGACAUUGGUACUAAUACUGAUUGGGGAACGUACACUCACAAAGCAUUGAAGUAUGCUCGAACUAACAUAAACUACUUAAACAAUAACAAAAACAGAAAAGAUGCUAUGAAUUUGAUUAUACUGAUCACUGAUGGAGUAACAAACGUGUUGCCAUAUUUGACUAAGAAUCCUAAGAAGCAAGGGAAAUUUUCCAAGCCAUCAGUCAUUGAAGCCGGUCAUUUGAAACCUACAACUGAUCUGAUACUGAUCGGAUUGCCUAACAAACCAGCUGAAAAGUUGUUGCAAGGUAGUCCAAAAGACAGAAUAUUAGGGCAAGCCAAGAUAGAUGCUGGAGAAAAAGAGUGGAAAGAUAUGAUAGCAGCGAGGUAUCCCGAUGACCCAAAGAAGUUGAAAAGCAAUUUCUUUAAACUGGAGACUAUGGAAGGCCUGAUGGAGAGAUUUAAUGAUAUAUUGGCAACAGUAUGCGGUAGCAGUUCAGCCUAAUAUGAUGUAGUAUUAUGUAAAAAUAAAGAUUAAUUUGAUGAAA